Messenger RNA from Betta splendens (Siamese fighting fish), 856 nucleotides. It is a transcript of the gene mrps25, whose product is annotated as mitochondrial ribosomal protein S25. Gene Ontology annotation, molecular function: structural constituent of ribosome. Lineage: Eukaryota; Metazoa; Chordata; Actinopteri; Anabantiformes; Osphronemidae. The transcript is spliced from 4 exons. Gene Ontology annotation, cellular component: mitochondrion. The record is from RefSeq and is a predicted model, not a curated record. The coding region runs from base 96 to 614 and encodes 172 amino acids.
UCCGGCAGGAAGUCAUACGUCAUCAAAGCGCGUCUCCGUGUGCACACACAGGCUCCUUUCAAAUGAUAUCGUGUAAGUCUUAAAAAGAGUUUAAAAUGCCGAUGAAGGGAAGGUUUCCGAUCAGGAGGACGCUGGAGUAUCUGCAGAAAGGCGACAUUAUCUUCAAGAACCGGGUGAAGAUCAUGACGGUGAACUACAACACACAUGGAGACCUGAGCGACGGCGCAAGAAGAUUUGUGUUCUUCAGUAUUCCUCAGAUUCAAUACAAAAACCCAUGGGUCCAAAUAAUGAUGUUCAAAAAUAUGACACCGUCCCCGUUCCUGAAGUUCUACCUGGAUGAUGGGGAGCAGGUUCUGGUGGAUGUAGAAGGGAAAGACUACAGACAAAUCUCACAACACGUGAAGAAGAUUUUGGGCAAAUCAGAAGAAGUGUUGAAAGCUGAGGCUCAAGCCAAGAUGCAGGCCUCCAACCCUGCCAACUUUGGGCCAAAGAAGUACUUUGUGAGGGAGUGCAUCUGUGAGGUGGAGGGCCAGGUGCCGUGUCCUGGCACGACGCCUCUGCCCAAAGAGAUGACGGGUAAAUACCGCACCCAGAUGGCGGCUUCACAGGAAUGAGAACCUUCUCAUUAUGUGUGAUGUUUGCUGUGGGGUUUGUAUGACCUCACAAAAGGACUGACAUGAUGCAUAUUUAGUAGUAAAUAUGCAAAUGUGAACGGGUCUAACUGUGCAGAAGAUGAACGUCACUCCGGUCUCCCAGAAAGUACGAACAUUUAAAUAAAACUUCAACUUCAUCGACAAAAAGAUUUUCCUGUGUGAAAAUAGUAACUGGUUCAGUUGUGAAUAUGUAAAACACUUAA